ACGCUGUUUUGUUUUGCUCUGCAUAGCAGAGCAAUACAAAUCAAUGUGCUUACACAGUACAAAACACACAUACACAAUAUUAAAACGGCACACAGUUAACCUUUUGAUCGCCCCAGAUGUUAACCCCUUCCUGCCCAGUGUCAUUAGUACAGUGCAGGGGUGGACUGAUAACUCAUGGGGCCCCCGGGCAAUAGAGGAUCAUGGGCCCCUGUGUCCUUGCCCACACUCAAAGCACACCCAAAAAAGCCUAUAAAAAAGGUACCAGGGGCAUCUCAUGGGGCCCCCUACUGACCCCGGGCCCUCGGGCAGUGCCCAAGUUUCCAAAUGGUCAGUCCGCCCCUGGUUCUGU
Staurois parvus is the source of this 349-nucleotide messenger RNA. Lineage: Eukaryota; Metazoa; Chordata; Amphibia; Anura; Ranidae. The record is from the annotation of a GenBank genome assembly.